GGUGCAAAAUUAGUGUAAUUCCCCUGGAAUGAAGGAGACGUGCCAACUUCUACCAAGUGGAGCUCUGGCCCACAAUGUCUCAAAGACAUUUGCUUUUGUCUAGAAAACAAGCAAACAAAGGUUCUUCAUUUCAAUGGAAAGCAACACUUAUGUCUCUCCUUGCUCUAGAAAAGAAGGAGAUCAAAGAUGGCACAAACUCUUCUUGCAAGGCAGUGUUUCACUUCCAGACAAUUAAUAUGAUAGUAUCAGGGAAAUGGAAAUCUAUUCCCUGCUUAGGUGGUUCCCCUCAUGGACUGGAAAACUACUGGGUUUAUCAUUUUCUGUCUUUAGGCAAAAAAGACAGACUCAAUGCAAAGAGUCAAUGCCCUGUGACUGCAGUUGUUCCCAUUUUGCAAACUAGAUAAAUUAAUCACCGAAAGGGAUCAGCCUGCCCUGGCAAAGCCGGGAUUUACACCGGGAAAACCCACGGACCGUAGGAAAGGCACAGCACAAAAAGAUGGCUGCGUUGCAUGGGACCGAAGGGAGUCAUCCCAGGAUGAAAGGAGGAAGCAAAAAUAGACCCGACACACGAGUUUUGCAGAAAGUUUGCGGCGCGGGGAUGUGAAUUCUCCGCGGGCGGCUCCGGGGGUGUCACCGCCCGGACCCUCCGCUGGGCUCCUCCCCGGCCGCCACCACCACCAUGAGAGGGAGAAACAGGGAUCGCUCGGAAGGGAGCUAGAGGGGGAAAAAAAAAAAUCCAGGGGGAGAGAACAUGGAGCUGCAGUAAUUGCUGGCAGAACUAAAUUAGAGGAAUCGAUCACCAUUUUUGAUGUGAAGACUUUGUCUCUGACAUCUCUAUGCUCAUUUGGCAGCCUCCGAGAAAUAAUACAGCUCAGCAGUGGCAAUAACUGCCUUGGGUGUACACUGACAAUUAUUUGGGAAAAAACAAAGAAAACCCCAACAGCCAAAACCCACCAAACCUUUUGAAGACUUUGUGUCCAAUGACGUCAAUGGCCAGUUUGUUCUCCUUUACUAGCCCAGCCGUAAAGCGUCUGUUGGGCUGGAAACAAGGAGACGAAGAGGAAAAAUGGGCAGAAAAAGCUGUUGACGCUUUGGUAAAAAAGCUGAAAAAGAAAAAGGGUGCUAUGGAAGAGCUGGAGAAAGCCCUGAGCAGCCCAGGCCAGCCCAGCAAGUGCGUCACCAUCCCCCGCUCCUUGGAUGGGCGGCUCCAGGUGUCCCACAGGAAGGGCCUUCCCCACGUCAUUUACUGCCGCGUUUGGCGCUGGCCUGACCUCCAGAGCCAUCACGAGCUGAAGCCCUUGGAUAUUUGUGAAUUUCCUUUUGGAUCUAAACAGAAGGAAGUCUGCAUCAAUCCGUACCACUACAAGAGGGUGGAGAGCCCAGUUCUACCUCCAGUGUUAGUGCCUCGACACAGUGAAUUCAACCCCCAGCACAGCCUCCUCGUUCAGUUCAGGAACCUCAGCCACAACGAGCCCCACAUGCCACACAACGCCACCUUCCCUGACUCCUUCCAGCAGCCCAACAACACUCCAUUCUCCAUCUCCCCAAACAGCCCCUACCCCCCUUCUCCAGCCAGCAGCACUUACCCCAGCUCCCCAGCCAGCUCGGGGCCAGCCAGUCCCUUCCAGCUCCCAGCUGAUACUCCACCUCCUGCCUAUAUGCCCCCUGAUGAUCAAAUGGGGCAGGAUAAUUCCCAGUCCAUGGACACAAGCAAUACAAUGAUCCCUCAAAUCAUGCCAAAUAUAUCCACCAGAGAUGUCCAGCCCGUUGCCUACGAAGAACCCAAACACUGGUGUUCCAUCGUGUAUUAUGAGUUAAAUAAUCGUGUUGGGGAGGCCUUUCAUGCAUCUUCCACAAGUGUCUUGGUAGAUGGGUUUACAGAUCCCUCCAACAACAAGAACAGGUUCUGCUUGGGGCUGCUCUCGAAUGUAAAUCGCAACUCGACCAUCGAGAACACUCGGCGGCACAUUGGCAAAGGAGUUCAUCUCUACUAUGUUGGUGGAGAAGUCUAUGCUGAGUGUUUGAGUGAUAGCAGCAUAUUUGUACAGAGCAGGAACUGCAACUACCACCAUGGCUUUCAUCCAACAACUGUGUGCAAGAUUCCCAGUGGAUGCAGCCUGAAAAUAUUUAACAAUCAGGAGUUUGCUCAACUUUUAGCUCAGUCUGUCAACCAUGGAUUUGAAGCAGUAUAUGAGCUCACCAAAAUGUGCACCAUUCGAAUGAGUUUUGUAAAGGGCUGGGGAGCCGAGUACCACCGACAGGACGUCACGAGCACCCCGUGCUGGAUAGAGAUUCACCUCCACGGGCCCCUCCAGUGGCUGGAUAAAGUACUUACCCAAAUGGGUUCUCCUCUUAAUCCCAUCUCAUCUGUCUCAUAGUGCUGACAUUCUAUCUCCAGCCUUAUUUUUAGCGAACUUAUUCUAAUUCUAGAGCAACUUCCAGUGGAUACUGUGAGCUAUAUGGAGAAUGGAUCUUA
Messenger RNA from Neopelma chrysocephalum (saffron-crested tyrant-manakin), 2476 nucleotides. It is a transcript of the gene SMAD5, whose product is annotated as SMAD family member 5. Bases 981 to 2378 code for a protein of 465 amino acids. The transcript is spliced from 8 exons. NCBI's taxonomy places the organism in Eukaryota, Metazoa, Chordata, Aves, Passeriformes, Pipridae. Gene Ontology annotation, biological process: BMP signaling pathway; cell differentiation; SMAD protein signal transduction. Gene Ontology annotation, molecular function: I-SMAD binding; DNA-binding transcription factor activity, RNA polymerase II-specific; RNA polymerase II cis-regulatory region sequence-specific DNA binding. The record is from RefSeq and is a predicted model, not a curated record. Gene Ontology annotation, cellular component: heteromeric SMAD protein complex.